CAUGGCCACCAAAGCACAGAUGAUGAGUUUGGAAUCAGUAUUAAAUGGGCUCUCUCAUCAGAGCACAGUAUCUUAUCUCGCAGACAACUGUUACAUAUACAUGGCAGAGACAGUGAUCGUUCGUGUGGCCCAAGGCAGUCUGAGAGGACAAAAAGUGAAGACAAAUGCUGGCGUAACCUACUACAGUUUCCAUGCUAUUCCAUAUGCAAAACCUCCAGUGGGACCUCUGAGGUUCAAGGUGAGUUCAGUGUUAUAAGUUUCAUAAAUACAUAGAGAUAAGAGUAUUUAUAU
Molecule: messenger RNA, 291 nt
Organism: Zootermopsis nevadensis
Lineage: Eukaryota; Metazoa; Arthropoda; Insecta; Blattodea; Termopsidae
Source: RefSeq, a predicted model, not a curated record